UAACGUAGCUGAAUUUGCGUACCUUAGUCCGAAGUGUGGGGGUAGUGUGGACCAGGCCCAAGCGUGAAUGGGCUUAACUAAAAGUUGAGCUUACCUUAUACAACAUCGCUUCAUAGUGAUGUAUGAGCCAGAAGGACUUCAUCUUGACCCUCAAAUCCCGGGAUGAGUUUGCAGGGCCAGCAGUUAGCAAAUCUUUCUCCUUGCCUAUAGAUGGACCAUAUGUCAUCUGGAAUUGCAGGACAUGAUUAUCAAACUCUACAAUGCCAUCCUUACAAAGUCACUGGUGUGACUGACUUACACCUUGAAGUGCAAGUGUCGCUAGCCCUAGUAAUUUUUAUCUGAAGUGUCACUGCAGAUACUAUUCCCGGUCAUAUAAAUAUAUAAUCUGGUCUCCGAAAUCCCUUAAUUGCUUUGCUUAAGUAACAUCCUGCAACAGAGAGUUCCGUGGUUAAUGAUAUGGUAUGUGGAUGUGUGAAAGUGUAACUUCCUUUUUAAUCCAUUUUAAACACACUCUGUUUAAUUUCAGAGCGUCUCAUUGUUUUCCUGGAACAGAAUGGGGGCAUCUGACUGGAAACUGGACCAGCCGGACUGGACAGGGCGUCUCCGUGUCACGUCAAAAGGCAAAAUUGCAUACAUCAAGCUAGAGGAUAAAGUUUCAGGAGAGCUCUUUGCUCAGGCUCCCAUAGACCAGUUCCCUGGCCUUGCAGUGGAGACUGUGACAGAUUCCAGCCGGUACUUUGUCCUCCGAAUUCAGGAUGGGAAUGGGCGAAGUGCUUUCAUUGGCAUCGGCUUCUCAGAUCGGGGUGACGCCUUUGACUUCAAUGUCUCCCUGCAGGAUCACUUCAAGUGGGUGAAACAGGAGACCGAAAUCUCCAAGGAGUCACAGGAAACUGACACACGCCCCAAACUGGACCUAGGGUUCAAGGAAGGACAGACCAUCAAACUAAACAUUGGGAACAUGCCAACAAAGAAAGGAGGGGCACCCAAACCCCGUGCAGCUGGAAUGGGGGGGCUGAACCUGCUCCCACCCCCUCCAGGUGGCAAAAUCACAGCCCCUCCAAUCCCUCCCCCAUCUUCGACAGCCAUUUCCAACCAUGUGACGCCGCCACCAGUGCUGAAAUCCAGCAACAUGGGCAAUGCUGAUAUCCUGUUAGAUUUGGACUCUCCUGCAUCCAUCUCUAAGGCACCAGCACUUGCUGCUGUUCCAGCCACCACAGACCUCUGGGGAGACUUCAGCACUGCAUCCAGCGCUGUUCCCAAUCAGGGUCCUCAGCAGUCCAACUGGGUCCAGUUCUGAAUGGCAAAGGCAGUGGAGUGGGAACAGACCGAUGACCAAGAGGCUCUAGGGGCAUCAAGUGGGAUGGGAGGGAUCCAAACCUCUCAAGACUUCAAUCAAAAAUCCUGGACAAUCUUUCCUUCUAAAGUUUCCACUUCAAUUGAGACUGAUUUUUGAUCUCACAGUAAAACUGCCAAACCCUGAGGGAACAUCUCAAAAUUCCACCAUAUGAUAGCCAGGGAGAGGAAGGGAGUUGUCUCCUCUAUCCACCUGGCUAUUGAGAGAUGCAUCCUGUUUCUUGUUUCUGAGCUAUCCAUACAGGGAAAUCAAGAAUCCGUAAUGUGAGGCCCAUGAAGAGGGUUUGAAGUUGUCUGAGGCUUUUGUGUUUUUAAGCUCUCCGUCUGGCGAGGGCCAGCUCCCUCCCACUGUUAAAAACCUUUCACAGGUAUUCUACAGUAAAGACCCAAAUCACUACAGCUUGGCUUGCAGGGCUGAGGGCUGUUAGGGUUUCAUGCAGCCGUGUUUGGGGCCCUAGUUUGUAUUGAUGGAUUAGCUAUGGCCCUAACAUAGGAACAGCUAGGAGAUUGGAGCAGUCUGCCUUCUCUCUCCUAUGGAACAGGAUCUUGUGCAUUAAUCCUUAAUCAUGGCAUGUCUGUCCAGGCUAAGCCAUAACCACCCCUUUGUCCUCUCUCCUUGGUCUGAUAUGCAGAUCUUCCCUGUGAUGGGUGUUCCCUGUGGCUUUGCGGGAGGAGACACAGGUCCAUGUAUAGACCGACCUGCCUCCGGGCCACAGACCUGGCACUUCAUGAUCAUGACUUUCUCUUACUUGGCUUGUUCUUUUAGAAGCUGAUCUUGGUGCUGCUUCCCUCCCUGCCCUCCCAAAGCACUCUCCUGUUUCCCUCCUCCCCCACUGAGAUCUCAACAUGCCAUUGAGCUGUUUUAACUGGAAGUGUGUAAAAAUGCCUGUUUUUAUAAUUGAACAGCCAUGCUAGUGGUGUGGCUGGUUAGCGACUGGAUUAUCCCACCUCCAUCAGCACUUCAUCUCCCUAGCCUCUGCUGGGAUACGUCCUGGUGAGACACCUGCAUCUGGCAGUGCUAUGCCGAAAUCACUUGCAUUACAACAGUUUCCCUGAGCCCAUAGAUAGCUCAAUCUGCACUGAGGGAGGGUGAGGAAGGGACAGAUCCCAUAGGACACCCCCCACACCCACUCUAUUUGGGGAGGGAUUGAUUGCAGGUGGGAAGCUGGCUGAACCCUGACUAGGGUCUGGUCUUGCAUGACAUGUGGGCUAUGACAGGCCAUUUUGGAGCUGGGUGUUCUCUCCUUGCGCGCGCGCGCACACACACACCCUGUAAUUUUCCACUUGUGGGAUUUAUUUGCCAUGAUGACUUAAUGUGCCCUGAACCCCCCUGUCCCUCAAGCCCUUCUUAAGGGCAUACAAAGUCUCUGAGGCAGAGGGGUCUUGUACCUCAUUCCUUGUUCUGUUGGGGAGACCUUUAAAGCCCUUUGCUUUUCAUUCCCCCCCACCCUGUUCCCAAAUAACCAUGCAAGUCUGCUUGCUAAUCUGGGUCAUUUUACAGGGAAGCCUGGCCUCCUACCCACUUCCACCAUAUGGGCUUCAGUGGAGUCCCUAGCAGAACAGCCAGUCUCCCCAACCCUCCUGUAGCUGGGAUCCGCUUUCUAGAACACUAGACAUGGGCUUUGCAGACAGGUGUCUUCUUGUUUGUGACACUCAACUAGUGGCAACACGUCUAUCCUCAGAUGUACUGUGGAAUCAUUAAAACUUUGCUCACUUAAUUUCUGCCCUCCACCUCUAAAAUCGCAGGGCUAGAGUUCUAAAAGGGGAGCAGCUAAUUGGGCACUUUUGUACUUCCAAUUGGUCUCCAACCCUUUUUCUCUCUUCUCCACUGUUGCGAUUGUAGACUACCUCUCUGCAGGCUCACUAGUACUGAGGGCAUUGAGAGGCCAAUUUGCACUUGGAGCAUCUCUCUAGGAAGCAAAAACUAUUUUGAAGAGACUUGUGGGAGUGCCAUGUCUCUGUAAAGCUGCUGCAGUUCCACUUGUGGAAGUGGGGACCAGAUUGCAGGCUUGGAUGGAUAGAUGUAUUUUAAAUAGCCACCUAUUCAUGAUCCCCAGAUGUAUUUUCCCCUCUUGAUAUUUGCUCCUGAAUCUCACUGUUGGUUUAGCUCCCUGUCUCUGAGGCUUCCCUUUCUCCUAUGAAUUUGUUACAUGGAUGGGUGUAAAUCACUAACCCCUUCCUCUCCUGGUGUUCUCUACACUAGGCCAUAUGCCCUGGCUGUUGGCUCAAAUCUUCCAUAUCAGUGGCAGGUCCAGUCGUUUCAAUUAUAUAUCAGUUUCCAAAACUAAGGAAGUUCACAGUAUCAAUUAGCAACUAACCAGGAGCCUCUCCCUCUGUGUAAUGUCUCUUAGCUAGUAUUCUGGAGAUAAUAUAUUAUGUAUUUGCAAAGCUGAAGAAGCAAAAAUUAAAGAUGUAUGUAUAUAAAGCAUAAAAUGUACUGGUGCAAUAAUGGUAAUUAAAAACAAGAAAAAAUUGGGAAAA
Molecule: messenger RNA, 3834 nt
Organism: Terrapene triunguis (Three-toed box turtle)
Lineage: Eukaryota; Metazoa; Chordata; Testudines; Emydidae
Gene: NECAP1
Product: NECAP endocytosis associated 1
Exons: 8
Coding region: 554-1297 (247 amino acids)
Biological process (GO): endocytosis
Cellular component (GO): clathrin vesicle coat; membrane
Source: RefSeq, a predicted model, not a curated record